CACGGUGGAAACGGUGAAAACCCGGCUAUUGAGCAUGUUGUGCAUGUUCGGACUUCUUGUAGGCUGGAGAUCUGUCAGUUGUUGCAAGUGUCAUUUCUUGCUAAUUGGAUGGAAUAGAAUAAUUAACACUACGACUGGCGAUAAGUACUUAUAAGGCUUUUAGUUUUACACAACACCAGGAGUAAGAUCUCGAAGGAUCAUUGUAAAAUUUGGUCUAGCAUAGGUGGGAAUUCAUGUAACCUAUACCAUGCUUUAAUGUUGUGCAUAGGUAAUGGCAAAACCAGAGAUGCGGAGCCUCGUUAGAGAUCUGGAUCUAACUCUCCAGCCUCGGGUUGCUCCACGGUAUAAAGCUUGGCUUCCCCUUGCUACGCAACAACUUCGAUUUAGAAGUUUGAUUCAAGUAAUUGGCCAUAAUUUGAAAACUGAUGCAAAAACCGACACAUGCUGUUUUUAUUAUACCAUUCAUAGGACGGUUAUGUCGUCUCCGUUAUAUACAAGUGAAACUUUAGAUAAUGCGAGCCCUCGUUGGGCUAAUCUCGAAGUGCCUACUUUGCAUGCCACCGGCCACUCUGCUGCCAGUGAAAUUGUUCUAAGAUUGUGGAGAAGGGUAAUAAUUGGAGAUCCAACAUCGGACGUUACCAUAUUUACUUGGGGCAUAUCAUUUACUGGUUUAACAUAUAUCGGACCCAAGUUACCAAGCAACUUGGAUAUUAUUCUCUGCAAUAACUCACUUGUCUUUCACCUUCAUGGAGGAUACUUUACACCUUCGUUUUGCCUAACAAAUCCACCAAAUCUAAUGAGAUAUUUGCACAUGAGUGUAAACUCUUCAGAAAUAAAGGACAGUUAUACCGUCAACAAACUGAGUAGUCUACGCAGUAAAAUGCAAGCACUGAGGCAACAAUCUGAGUCAGUACGAAUACUGCGAGAGCGCAUUGCAUCAGGAGAUGACAUGCAAACUCCAAAGUUUCCACAAUCUUCAUUGAACAGAUUAUUGCAGCCCAGAAAGGUUACUCGAGAAAAAAGGGCAGAGAUAAUGAGAAUACGUAAAGAGCUUGAGGUUGCUAGAUUUCGAGCAAAAUUAUUGGAGCAAGAAAGAGUGAGAAAAAUGGGAGAGUUGCGAGCUCUCAACCAACUUCACAGUAGUAUUAAAGAGGAGAAUCAAGACCACGGGUCUGACUUAAUGGAAAGAUAUCGAGAGCUAAACAGGGAUGUAGAAAAAUUACAUGAAUGGCGGCAGAAUCACGUGGAAAAACGAGACACCUUCAUUCAAACCACUUCUCAACUCGCUCAUAGGAGAAGGCAAUUAAUUUCAGAAUUAUGUUUAAUCUACCCAAUUCAACAGGAACGGGAUGGAAAAUUUAUGAUAAAUAAUGUUCAUUUGCCAGACAGUGAGGAAUUGGAGUCAUCAAAUGAUACCCAAGUUGCUGUCGCACUUGGAUCAGUCGCUCACACAACACAAAUGAUAGCGAGUUUUCUGAAUGUACCUACAAGAUAUCCUAUAAUUCAUUAUGGCUCUCGUAGUAAAAUUAUUGAUCAUAUUACUAAUAACCUUCCUGAGAGGCAGUUUCCUCUAUUUUCUCGAGGUAAAGAUAAACUGCAAUUUCAUUAUGCAGUGUAUCUGUUAAAUAAAAAUAUAGCUCAAUUACGAUGGUACUGUGGUCUUCCUACAAUGGAUUUACGAGCAACGUUGCUAAAUCUUUCCUCUUUGAUUAAUAUAAAACAAAGUCAACCAUUUGAUAGUUCAAAGAGGACAUUUUCUGGUUCUUCACUCGAUACCGAAACGGGAAGUAGCAAACAUAAUAUGCCCCUUACACCACCAAUUCAGAAAGUAAUGUUUGAAAAGUGUCACCGGUCCUCUCGGUCGAUAAGUCAGUUGAAAUGUGUAAGAUCUUCUCUUGGCUCCUCUUUGGAUCAAGGUCUAGACAAAACAGCGCUAUCGCUCGUUUUGAGUAAUCAAUCAAAACGUAUUUGUAAAUCUGAGGAAAGUGCCAUCGAUGACAAAACUUUAACCUUACCUGAAGGUCGAUCUAGUAAUAGUAGCGAUGAAACUUUAAAUGGAACUAUUUUUAAUAAUACAAAAGUUGCUAAUGCAAGCUGCUAUGCAGAAAUUGAUGCUACCUUAAUUAACAAUUUCAUUGAAAUUACGAUACCAAUUUCGGUAUCAAAGCCAAAGAAUACGUCAGAGAAUGUGGAAAAUACCGUUAAUACAAGGCAACGAAGUUCUAAUUCCAUAAGCAGUUGCGAAAUGGCACUAUCAAGUAGUCAAAUCGAUGGAGAAGAUAGUUUGAACGAUAAUCCAGUCAAAACUAAUGACAGCAACGAGUCAGUGUUUUCGGCUGAUGAGAGAUUAGAGAGCCCUCGAGAUCACGAAGGGGCUGUGACUAACGAUUCAAAAUCGAGUUAUGCAAUUUCCAGUGAUGCUCUUCAAAGGAAUCAACACCCAACGAAUAGUGAUUUAAGUCUAGGGAAUUGUAGUGAAAAUUUCUGUGACAAUAGUGAAGUGGCAACGAACUCAAAUCCGUUGGUGAGUUCUAGUAAAGAACAUUCUUACGACAGAGUCAGUCAAGAGAAAAUGUCGAGUUCAAGUAAUUCUGAAGAUUGCUUCACGUCAAAGAAAGUUCCUGGACGAAAAAUAUAUGACCCAGAGUUAAGGCGUGAUCGAGGAGAAUCGCAACUCUCUCAACAGGACUGGUUAUACGGUGAUCAUGCUAAGAGCUUUGAAGAGUCGUCCCUGUUUUUUAAAUAUGAUGAAAUACUAAAUCAUGGAUCGCUGUUGAAUCAAUUACCGUACCAUGUAGUCAACGAAGAGAAGGAAAAGUUUAGAGAUCUACAGGCUUCGUCGGAAUAUUUAAAUUCAAUGAAACGUAGUUCGGAUAAUGUAUUUGCACGAACAGAAGCAUUAGCUAGUAAAAACACUAGCUUUAAGGUAAUGAAGCCACGACCAUAAUGUUUUGUAAAUACUUAGCACUGACAGUGUGAAACCGCAAAGUACGUUUAAGGAAUAUGCGUACGCUACUUAAUUUCAGAUAAAUAAGAUAUUACGCUGUCGAUAAUUUUACCAUUCUAAAAGAUUACUUUAGUGUAUGUGUAUACUGUAAGUAACGUUACUGUAAUGUUGAGUAUUGAACUUGUAAAUUAAGAGUACAGGAUGCACAUUUCAUUUGAUUUUUUGAGGUGACAUUAUGCCACAGUUACAAUAAUUUAUAUAACGACACGUUUAUGUGAAAAGGUGUAUAUUUCAACUUAACGAUAGGAAGGGGACUUUGCCAUUUACCAAGCUUUGUACAUAUUUGAAACAAAAUGAAACUGUACAUUAUUCUUUGAGUAGAAGAGAGGUCUGAACAUCGAUUGAAACUACAGCCUUUAAAUGGCUGAUUCCUAUUGCAUCAAUGAAAAUAUUAUACGUCCUUUAUGUUGUUAAAAAUAUGAAAAAUAGCCAUAUGUGAUAUUUUUUCUUAAUAACAAUUUCCUUAUCGAUAUUUUCAUUCUUAAUCGAUGAUGAGAAGUUAAAGCAAUACACGUUCCUUAUUGGUUCAUGUUUACAACCUGCGUAAAAAUGUACCAUUGAAAAGAAAAGUUUCUAUUGAUUAUUGAUACGUUAUGUUGCUGUUUAGUAAUUGUGUAAUGAGAUUAAUAUGUAUUCAAAUAAAAUUACGUUUCCGUACUAUUGAGAA
This is a messenger RNA of Orussus abietinus, 3674 nucleotides long. It is a transcript of the gene Uvrag, whose product is annotated as UV radiation resistance-associated gene protein. Gene Ontology annotation, biological process: SNARE complex assembly. NCBI's taxonomy places the organism in Eukaryota, Metazoa, Arthropoda, Insecta, Hymenoptera, Orussidae. Gene Ontology annotation, molecular function: SNARE binding. The transcript has 10 exons. The record is from RefSeq and is a predicted model, not a curated record. Bases 272 to 2947 code for a protein of 891 amino acids. Gene Ontology annotation, cellular component: lytic vacuole; endosome.